This is a messenger RNA of Cynoglossus semilaevis (tongue sole), 3339 nucleotides long. It is a transcript of the gene tmcc1b, whose product is annotated as transmembrane and coiled-coil domain family 1b. Gene Ontology annotation, cellular component: endomembrane system. Lineage: Eukaryota; Metazoa; Chordata; Actinopteri; Pleuronectiformes; Cynoglossidae. Bases 1284 to 3227 code for a protein of 647 amino acids. The transcript is spliced from 8 exons. The record is from RefSeq and is a predicted model, not a curated record.
UACUUAAUAUCAAGUAAUACCUUAGCACUAUUAUGUAAAAAGUUAUAAUUAAGUUCUAAAUAAAUUAUAAAUAGGUACAUUUUCACAUCAGUUAAAAGAAAACCACUUUUUUGGUUUUUGGGUGUGUAAGUUUGGCUCCAUAUUUAUUAUUUAUUUAUUAUUUAUUCAGCCCAGUUGCAUUUGCUUUCUUGCUUUGUUCGAUUUUUACACCAACAGUCCAUCCAUUGAGUUGCAUUGCUGCCACCUACUGCACAUAUUGCGGUAAAUAAUUUCACAUGGAUUUUUCAAGUUACUUAGAAAAUAAAUAAAAACAAGAAAAAAAAAACAGUAUAAAUGUUAUUGGUGGACAACGUAUUUGAUAGAUCCCCGGAAGUAAAACAUUCUUCCAGUCAAAGGACCAUAUAAUGUAUGAUUUAUAUCUAUUCAGAAAUGUAUACAAACUAUACUUUCAAUGAACUGCUAACCCUUAUGUAAGGUGCGCAUUUGAGAUACACUGUACAUUGUUUACACGUAUAACUACAUUUCGCAGCUGUUAAAUACUGUAUUUCCUGUGUACAUGUCAAACUCUUCUAGUUCAGUCUGUAAUUAUUUGAGAAGAAAGAAAUACCGAGUGCGUAAAUACUCGAGAAACAGUCUAAAUAGUGUGAAUAUUACCUAAUGUCAUCUGGAAGGCAGCACAACCUAAUAAUAGACUUUGAAAGAGUUUGAAAUAUUAGACACUAACGCUCCGGCGAAUAAGGUAUACGUCACUGUGGCUUGGCCCCGCAUAGCAGUGUCGGUGCGAGCCAUACAGUAAAUCGAACGCCCUCCGGUGCACCGCCUUAGCCUGUGCUGCUAACUGCUAGAGGUGAAGAGAAGCCAUGCAAGUGGAGACAACGGUGACUUCUGACUUCAUCUAAUGCAACGCAUGUGAUUUUCCUAAAUGUCUUGGGAAAUAUGGGAGCGUAGUUGGAACGACAUCUCAUUCCAAAUACCCAGAGACUGUGGCGGAGAUCUGACGUUGGAUUACAGAGACUCUUUGUUUGUCAACAGACCGGGACUCUGCUGAUGAACACACACAAAGCUGUGACCGAGUUGUGAGUCAGAAGAGGACACGCAGGGCUGAUGAAAAGCAUGACAUUCAGCCAAGCCACAGAUGCAUGCCCACUCAAAAGGCCCAACUAAGAGCCUUCCCCUCUGCCUCCCGGCUUUCAACCAGCCUUUCAGAGGGGGGUGGUGUCUUCAGGGUCAGCUUUUCACUGCAACCCCCACGUAGAACUCCACUGUGAAACUGGAGGUCUCUGAUGGAUCAGGGUAGUAGUGAACAGAGUCCAGAGGAGCCGGACACAGGAGGCCGAACAGAGCCGGAGGUCGGCAGGAGGGCGUCGGAGUCCAAAAUACCCCGUAAUGCCCUGGAGAACAUGGGAGCGUUGGGCCAUGGCCUGAAGCACUUCUUCCAGCCACAGCGCCGACGCUCCUCCGUUUCCCCACACGACUCCGCCUCGUCCUGCACGGGCGCCCCUCCCUCCGAACCCACUGAUGUAGGGUCAGAAGUAGGGGACGUUCCUGCCUCCUCGGCCCCCUCUUCGGAUUCUGACAACACUGCCGCUUCCGCCCCCCCUGCAGCUCUGAGCCGUGUUCUGCAGCAAAUCCGAAGUGGUCCACCAAUGAUGAAGCGAGGCACCAGCCUGCAAAGCCGCCGCAGCAAGGCCACGGGCGUCGGGGAUGCUCCUCAGAAAGGAAGUCCUCAGAUCCACAGACGCAGUACCCAUGAGGCCCUACUGCAGGCUGGGCGCCCGCGCUCAUCCUCAACUACUGACACGCCCAGCUGCCCAGCCCUGACUGACAUGCUGCUCACCUCUGGUUACCAGUCGACUGAGGAGUCUGACAAGGUGGAAAGAUACGACGGAUCAGGCCCUGCAGUGUCACCUAACGCCCUCCCCUAUGGCGUGGACGGCUACGAUGUCGUGGACAGCACCCCGGACCCUCAGCGCACCAAGCAAGCUAUCGCCCAGCUACAACAGAAGAUCCUCAAGCUCACGGAACAAAUCAAAAUCGAACAAACAGCACGGGACGACAACGUCGCCGAAUACCUGAAACUGGCCAACAACGCAGACAAACAACAGAGUGCACGCAUCAAGCAGGUGUUUGAGAAGAAGAACCAAAAGUCAGCUCAGACGAUCCAGCAGCUGCAGAGGAAGCUGGAGCACUACCACAGGAAGCUACGGGAGGUGGAGCACAACGGCAUCCCUCGGCAACCCAAAGACGUUUUCCGAGACAUGCACCAGGGGCUGAAGGACGUCGGAGCCAAGGUGACUGGCGGUUUAUCCAGCUUCUCACAGGCCACUCAUUCUGCUGCUGGAGCUGUGGUGUCAAAGCCCAGAGAAAUCGCCUCCCUCAUCCGGAACAGAUUUGGCAGUGCCGACAACAUCGCAGCCCUGAAGGACUCUCUAGAUGAAACCACAGGAGACGAAGGUGUCGGUCCCGGGACGACGAGGUCCCUCGGGGCAGGACAGUUACAGUCCAGCCCAAAGUACGGCAGCGAUGACGACUGUUCUAGCGCCACAUCUGGCUCCGCCGGGGCUAACAGCACCACCGGCGCCCCCGGGGGUCCACCGAGCUCUAAAGGCAAUACCCUGGAACAGCCCCAGGCCUCGGGCCUGGAAGCAGUUCUUCAUGAGAUUCAAGAGCUGCGGGAGAACCAGGGUCGACUGGAGGAGUCCUUCGAGAGCUUAAAGGUCCACUACCAGCGUGAAUACACAGUGAUCAUGCAGGCUUUACAGGAGGAGCGAUACAGGUGUGAACGUCUGGAAGAACAGCUGAAUGACUUGACGGAACUGCACCAGAAUGAAAUUCUGAACUUGAAACAGGAGCUAGCCAGCAUGGAGGAGAAGAUUGCUUAUCAGUCUUACGAACGAGCGAGAGACAUUCAAGAGGCACUGGAGGCAUGUCAGACGCGCAUUUCCAAGAUGGAGCUGCAGCAGCAACAGCAGCAGGUGGUGCAGCUGGAGGGUUUGGAGAACGCCACGGCGCGGACUCUUCUUGGGAAACUCAUCAACGUGCUGCUAGCCGUCAUGGCGGUCCUUCUGGUGUUCGUGUCCACUGUGGCGAACUGUGUCGUUCCUCUGAUGAAAACGAGAAGCCGCACACUUUCCACGGUGCUCCUCGUAAUCCUCCUGGCCUUCCUGUGGAGGCACUGGGAGGCCAUUUCGGAAUAUCUUCACCGAUUUAUUCUGAGUCCCAGAUGACCGGUUUGGGCAGACUUAUAUGGAUGAUAAAACAGAGGGUGUGGGGGGUCGGGGGUGUUGAUGGUGGGACACUGAUCUUAGACGAUAAGAUGAAACUCAAUAGUCCUUUUUU